This is a messenger RNA of Setaria italica (foxtail millet), 1461 nucleotides long. RefSeq lists its product as uncharacterized. Lineage: Eukaryota; Viridiplantae; Streptophyta; Magnoliopsida; Poales; Poaceae. The record is from RefSeq and is a predicted model, not a curated record. The coding region runs from base 17 to 1069 and encodes 350 amino acids. The transcript is spliced from 3 exons.
GGAGGCGGAGGCCGCCAUGGUCGGGUCCGACGUCCCUCCCGGCGGGCCCGGCGCGGCCCCGGGGUCACCGGAGCAUUCCAGGAAGCGCAAGGGCGUCGCCGCGACCGCGGAGGAGGACGCGGCGGCGGCGUCGGCCUCGACGAGGCGCGCGACGCGGAGCUCGGCGUCGGCGCUGGUGGACGGCGCCAUGGCGUGGGCGCGGCGCGCGGCCGCGGGAGCGCUGUGCGGGCGCAACCGCGGCAUCGUCGACGACGACGAGAAGCUGGCGGUGAUGCUGGCGCUGCGCCACAUGCGCUCCGAGGUCGACCCCGACGCGCCGUACUCGAAGAAACAGAAAAGACUUCACAAACAAGGCACAAGGAGUUCCGGGAGGAUAGCUGGUGACCUGAGUAACUUACCUAGUUUUCUUGAAUCAACGAGGAAACGUAUUGGGCUAGACGCUGUCAUGUGUCAAGCUGCUAUCCCUGAGUGGGUUAAUGCCCCAUCUGAGGAAGAGAAGGCUGAGUACAGAAAUGAUAAUGAAACCUUACAAAAGAUGGGCACGGUGGUCAGGCUGCCACCCAUUGUGGAGCCACGGAAGACAAGGAAAGCAGUGGAAGACAAGAAAGCAGUGGAUGACAAGUGUAAAUGUUCUCAUCCUGGAUCUGAGGCCUGUGUAGGAGCUCAUGUGAAAGAGGCCUGGAAGAGGGUCAAGUAUCAAUUGGGUGAGCCGGCUUUCAGAAACUGUGGGUUUGAUGCAAUGGGUGAGCGAGUUCUGAAGUUAUGGACUGCAGAAGACAAGAAGAAACUUUCUGAUAUUGAGAGGUCGGUUCCUCAGAAUAAUCUUGAGGACUUCAUGAACAUUGCCUUGAAGCAGUUUAGGUCAGAGAGAACAAGGGAUCUGUCCAAGUAUUACUACAACAUUUUUCUUCCAAGAAGAUUGGCCAGCCUGAAUAGGACAGAGGCUACAAAUGCCAAAAAUAUAAGUCCAGAUGAUGAAGGCAACAAUCAAGAUGACGGCAAUGAUGUGCGUCACUCUGAAGGGAAGAGUAAAGGCUCUGGAUCUUCUUCCAAAAGGUCCAGGAAGUAGGAGAAUUGAAAGAAUUUGAGUUGGGAAGGCUGUCAUUUUGCUGUGGAGGAAGAGGAAGUAGGAAAAACCUGAAAUACCUUAGUUGCUUAGAUAACAAUUCUUUCUUUUCCUGUUAGAGUUGGUGUAGUCUUGCAGGUUACAUAUCUGACUAUAUGCAGUUAGUAGAAAAAUCUUUCACUUUUGCCGCCUCUGGAAGUGAAUGAUUCUUAGGUAUCGAACUGAAAUCAGCUACCAGUGGGGAAACACUGGAGUGAACAUAUGUUGGUGAGUUAGUAUACCAUGUCUGUGUCCUAUGGAGUAAAUAUGUUCAUGAGUUGCUCCAUUCUGUACCUACAUACAUGAUACCGAUUCGAGAAUGAAAAACAUGGUAUAGAGAUGCAGAGCUUACCAGA